Messenger RNA from Durio zibethinus, 2719 nucleotides. RefSeq names its product F-box protein At2g26850-like. The record is from RefSeq and is a predicted model, not a curated record. Gene Ontology annotation, molecular function: protein binding. Lineage: Eukaryota; Viridiplantae; Streptophyta; Magnoliopsida; Malvales; Malvaceae.
CAAUAGGUAGACAGCUCAGUAUAACAAAUCCCAAACCUUUAUGCUUUUACACGUUAUCCUAACGGUUGCUUUUGCUGGCUACACGGAUUUUCCUACCACCUGUUCAAAACUCGACCUAGACAAAAGACAAUUACUAAAAUUUCAUAAAAUUUUGCACCUCACACAAAGAAAUAUCAGCCUGUUAGCCUUAACCGCCCAUUCUUUGUCUUCCUCUAAGCCACCCCUACCCAUAUUUUGUUUUACCAAGACAAGGAAAGAAGAACAAGAGAUAAGAGAAUUUGAUGAAGAAGAAGAAAAUUGAUGAACUAAGGUUGUAAGUUCAUCAACUUCUUAAUCAAAUUUCUCAAUAUCUUUCUUUGUGUUUUGGUGUCUUUUCUUUCAAAUCCCAAACUUAAACCAGAUUUGUUGUUUGGUUUUUUUCUUCACCUUAUUAUCUUCAAAAGAAAAAGGAAAAAAAAAACUUUUUCAGAGUUUAUUUGGAUAUGGGUCUUUGUAUCUGGACAUUAUCUGAAUAAAUAUUCACUAGGUGUAAGAAACGUAUAUCAGAUAUCAUUAACCCCACCACCAUCUUCCUUCAUUCAUCUGUUUCUGGAUGCAUAAACGAUUCUUAUAACAUGACACCUGUUUAGGUUGUCCGUACGGUUUAGUUCUUUUUCUUACAAAAGAGAGAGAGAGAGAGAGAGAGAGAGGGAAGCUUUGGUAUAACUAGUUGAGCUUUCUUUUGGGGUUUUGGAUUCGUUGAGGUUACUUUUCUGGUACCAAACUUUGAUGAAAAAAAGGGGCGGAGAAAAUUUUUAUUCUGAUCAGACAUUGACAAGGGAGGCCCACCUCCGGGGUUUGGUGGGCUUUCAUAAUUAGCCAAUAAAACCCUUCUCUUUCUAUAUUUUUUUCAAUCAAAGUUGGGUCUUGUUAUUGUUUUGAAGAUCCCACUUAGUUUUUGAGGGGAAGGGUGAAAGAAGAGGAGAGACAAUUGGGUUUCUGGCAUUGAUUUUUUUUUUUUUGCCUCAUAUCGAUUGAAUUUGGACCCAUAGAAGAAUCAACCUUCUAUUUUUUGGAAUGCUACUUUACUUCUUCAUCACUUGUUUUCCCUUCAUCUUCUUUUUAAAGUCCUUAACUUUGAAACGGUUCCCACCACGGGCAACCGAGAUGAGAUUAUUGUCUCUCUGGUUUUGGAAAGAAGUUUCUUUUUUUUCCAUUUCCAAGUUUAUCAAAAAUAGCACAAUCCCUUCCAGAAUGUGUCUAACAAAGAUGUCUUUCACUUCAAAAGUUGAUAACUUUGAGGAGGUUAAAGAAGAAGAAGGCUUGAUGUCAAUUUUGGACUUACCAGAAUUGGUCUUAGAAUGCAUUCUUGAAAGGCUACCACCUGCUGGUCUUUGUAGUAUGGCAGGUGUUUGCAGUUCUUUAAGAAGUAGGUGUAGUAGUGAUCAUUUCUGGGAGAAACAUAUGAAGAAAAAGUGGGGUAGAAUUAUUGGUCCAGCUGCUUAUAGAGAGUGGCAAUGGCAUGUAGCUUUAAGAAAGCAUGCAAGUCAUGUAAAACAGGAGAAGCCAAAAGGUUUGUUUAGGAUUUUAUCAAUUUUUAGGCCAUUUUGGUGGAUUCAAUCAAAGGUUGAUGAUAGUAGUAAGCAGAGUUCUUUGCCAGAUGAUUCAAUCAUGUCUUGGUUUCUUGCUCUUGAAACUGGCAGAUUCUGGUUCCCUGCUCAGGUCUAUAACCGUGAGAAUGGCCAUGUUGGGUUUAUGUUGUCAUGUUAUGAUGCAGAACUCAGUUAUGAUCCCCGUACUGACACCUUCCAAGCCAGGUACCCUCCACAUGGAAGGAGGGCUCUGGCCAUAGAGAAUAGCGUACCUUGGGAAAGGCUAAGAGCACCACCUGUUGAUACUUCACCACAUGAUCUUCAUUUUUCUGACUGUUUGAAUGAGCUACGCCCUGGUGAUAACAUUGAGAUUCAAUGGAGAAGAAACAAAGAAUUCCCUUAUGGUUGGUGGUAUGGGGUAGUUGGUCACUUGGAAUCAUGUGACGGGAAUGAAAAUUACUGCCGUUGUCAUAAUAGUGACACGGUGCUGUUAGAGUUCAAUCAUUACACCCCUGGCUCAAGGUGGAGACGCACAACAAUCAAUCGGAAAGACCAUCGAGAGGAGGGAAAUGAGGCAGAUGGAUUUUAUGGGGGAAUCAGAAAACUUAGCAGUGAGGAAGAGAUUUCUACAUGGAAGCGGCUCUGGCCAUCUGAAAUCCUGGAAUAGCCUUCUGCAUAAAAAUGCAUGCUAAUGUCACCAUGAUUUAAAUACAAAUGGUCUAUUUUCCUUCCAACUAGGCAAAUUGAUCAAGUUUCUGCUCCAUAAAUGGUGCUCCUGGAAAUUGAGAAUCCACUUCAAAGUUGCAUGAACAUGGAGUUGAGUUCAUGUAAAAUCCCUCUAUUUACUUGGCAUAUCCCACGAUUAUGACAAGUGUUUGUUGAAAAUCUUUUGGAACUUGGAAGCCCGUUGAUUAUUGAAGGAAUAGAGAAUGGCAACUUUAUGAAACAUGAAAUGUAUCCUGUAGAGCUCUGAAAUUGUAAAAAUUAUCCUUUGUUUUCCAGUCUUUGAAAUUUGUUGAAGCAUUUUAUUUUUUUUCUUAUAUAGGUGACAUAGGGUUACAUCAUGAAAAGUAGUCUUCUCAUCUUAGAAUUUGAACUUGAAAUCCUCAACAUGAGUCUUACUAAAUUUAAGAGAAUUUGCUUUUGUC